AUGGAGUCACUGCUGAGGAAGAGAUCCAUUUCCAACAAAAUCAAAAUCUUAAUAACGGGUGGAAAUGGAUUUCUGGGCCAACAGUUGGCGAAGGCUUUACUCGAACCGCGAAUUGACCUCAGAUUCGAUGAACUCAUUCUCGUGGACAUCCAGAAGCCCGUAAGUCCUGUCAAAGACGAUAGGGUCCGGUGUCUGGUGUUUGAUUUGACCCGCGCUGACGCUAUCAAAGAGCUGUUCCAAACCAAUAUCGAUAUUGUGUUUCAUUUGGCAGCUGUGGUCAGCGGUCACGCGGAAAGGGAUAUGGAUUUGGGAUUCAAAGUGAAUGUAGAGCUGACUCACAAUCUUCUGGAAGUGAUUCGACACCAGAAUCGACCGCAAACUCGACUCGUGUUCGCCAGCAGUUGUGCCGUCUAUGGAUGGCCUCAACCCAUGGAUCAGGACAUCGACGAGAAGACAGCCGUUUUGGCGCAAUCCUCUUAUGGCAACCAGAAAGCCAUGUCUGAGCUCUUGAUCGCCGACUACACCCGCAAAGGCUUUAUCGACGGCCGAGUGCUGCGACUGCCGACAGUGUCGGUGCGCUCGGGUUCAGCCAAUCAGGCCGUCACCUCUUUCGCGAGUGGCAUCAUUAGGGAACCGCUCAGCGGUCGGGUAGCCAUCUGUCCAGUGGCCAGAGAUCUCAAGAUAUGGAUCACGAGUCCGGAAACUGUGGUCAAAAACUUCAUCCACGCGGCGAUACUACCGGCCAAUGCGUUGGGUGCGCACCGGAACGUCAAUCUCCCGGGCAUUACAGUGACUGUCGACCAAAUGGUGAAGAGUUUGGCGCAAAUCGCUGGACAGGAAACGGCAGAACUCAUCCGAUUUGAAUACGACAAACACAUCGACACAAUCGUCUCAUCCCUUCCCGUCUCCUUCGACGUGAACAGAGCUCUGGGUUUGGGGUUUAGUAUGGAUUCAGACGUCAAUCAUAUCAUUCAGAGUUACAUCGACUCCGAA
Messenger RNA from Oppiella nova, 993 nucleotides. NCBI's taxonomy places the organism in Eukaryota, Metazoa, Arthropoda, Arachnida, Sarcoptiformes, Oppiidae. The record is from the annotation of a GenBank genome assembly.